ACUGACAUUUUAUUAUGUUGACGUUACACUGCCUGGGAGCUUUCAAAACUGCAAAAAUGUGAUAAAAGCCGAAUUGUGUUGAAGUGUGAGGUGAAUGUGACUUAAAAGAUGCCAAAACAACUCGAUGAAAUGUAUAUUAAAUGACAAAAACAUCUAAUAGUUUUCGAGCUUUGACUAACUUUAGUAAUAAUGCGUUUUAAUAAACAAGAACUUAUUGCACUUGCUACUCAACCUUCGACAAAAUUUGAAAAGGAAGGGAUUCUUUAUAUUCGGGAAAGACAAGAAGGAUUUUUCAGAAAAUCUGAGAUAAGUUUGGAAAGAUGGUGUCGUUUGAGGGGAAACCUUUUGUUUUACUUCAAAAACAAGGAUCCAUGGUCGGAACCGUUGGGUGUGGUGGUCUUGGAACAGUGUCAAGUCAGGAUAGACCCGCCCAUGGCUUCGCCACCAUUGACAGCUGAUGGGCACUUUCCUUUUUAUUUGGUUUUUGAUGGUGGCCUAUGCCAAGCCCUGGCGUCCACUUCAGAUGUGGAACGCUCAAGCUGGAUGGACACGAUAAGAACGGCAAGUUACGAAGGCGUAAGGGCCGAAUUGAACGCCUUGAGGCAAUGCUUGGAAAGAAGAAGGAACCACAAACCAAACGUGGAUUUGCACACCUGGAGGCUGCAGCAAGCUCAUGUUUUCGAUAUAACCGAAGUUCCACUAUGUGAAGUGUCUUUCUCCUGCGACAAUUUGCUUUGCGAUGGCCACGGUAUGCCGCCCAAUCCAACGUUGGUGGUGCAUGUUUACAUGCCGACCAGUAAAAUUUGGGUCUUGUAUGGUAGAACGGAAAUUGUCGAGAAAUGCAGCAACCCAGGUUUCCUCUGCACGGUGUCGUUCCGCUCGUCGGACGGCCUGUCCGGCGACUCGCGCGUGCGCUUCACCGUUUUCGACGUCAGAGAGCGCGUGUCGGAAACGGCGCUGCCUCUCGGCGCCGCCUGCGUCCUGCUGGGCGCCGUGCAGGACUCCUCCAGGCUGAGGAUACCGCUGAUGUCGCGCUCGCAGACCACGGCGGGCUUCCUGACGAUCAGCGCUUGGUGCCUGGAGGCGGAGGACAGAGGGAGCAGCACGGAGCACACCCCGUUGAGGGCGCCUGCGCAUCAGAAUCCGCAGGUUUGGUCUCAUAGAAGAUCUCAAUCACUUCCACCCCGCUUGGGUGUAAAAAUGCGUUUUCCAAAUCAGUCAGAGUUAAAACUUUUGUACACUUCACCAUCAAUACAAACCUACAGGUUUCACUCCGGUCUUGGGGGUGACAUUUGCGUUCACGAACUCAUGGCAGAGAGCAGGUCGUGUUUUCCAUUUCCCAACCAAAUACUGGACGUUUGGAUCCAGCAGGAGAAGGAGCUGCUGCAGGAGGUGGCGGGCAUGGGAGAGCUGCGCGAGCCGUGGCACUCGCGGCAGGUGGAGCUGCUCGACCGGCACCUGCACCUGCUGCGGCUGUACUCGCAGGCCAAGGAGAACCUGCAGGCGCACAAGGGCGCCGCCUUCAAGCCGAGCAGCAGGAAGUCGGACAGGAGCCUGGAGUUCGCGCCCGUCAACCUGCACCUGCAGCGGAUGUGGGUGCACAACGACACGCUCAACAAGACCGGCUUCUACGAUUGGAUAACCGUCGGGGCUUUCACCGCGCAUUCGCACAAGUCCAAGAAUGGAGGAUUGAUCAAGUUGGUGCAACAAAUCAAGGAAUCUCCUGCCAAAUCCACCACAAACUACCAGAUAUCCACCAAAAUUUCCAUGGCGAACGACGCUAUACAAGCGAUCAAGCAGCUGCGCAAAGAGGUGGUGGAGGCGAUGAGGACGCUGAUGCGGCUGGCGAAGGAGAAGCGGACCGACGGCAUGCUGCCGAUCUGCGAGGACAUGAUCGGCAAGACGCGCAUCCUGCUCGGCCUGUGGGACCCCGGGCUGGUCGAGCAGGCGCUGAACUUCGUCGAGGAGCACAAGCUGACCGCGGCCGCGUCGUCGGACGACUCGGGCGUCGGCGAGGAUCUGAGCUCGGAGCGGCCGAGCCUGAUCCUGUCGCCGUUCAAGCGGAUCACGCAGCAGCUGACGUCGCUGGAUCUGAAGAGUCCGGACCUGGACGACUUCGCGACGCCCUGCACGCCGAGGAACGUCGACGACCUGUGGAAGGUGCCGAGCGAUCGUUCCGAGCAUUUGUUGAACACCAGCGAAGGCGUGAAAAGCCUUUGUUCCAACAUGCAAAGCCCCGACGAGACGAACUUCGUGAUAUUCCCCGACUGCGAAGACCCGCACCCUGCGGAAGCGGCCGACCCGGACGCGUCCGGCCCGAACCGGCUCGCCAACGGGACCGGAUGCGGGCGCGCGAGCCGCGCGCGCGCCGAUCCCGACUCGGGGCGCGCGUUCCUCGACACGGCCGCCAUGUGCAGCUCGCCGUCCGCCAACUACUACAAGCCGACCGACGAGCCGGAACCGUGGGACAUCACGCAGCUGAACAUCGAGGCGAGCGUGAUGUGCCUGGUGAGCAAGGUGAAGUUCCUGUGCGGGCGGUGCGGCAGCCCGGCGGUGCGGCUCAAGCAGAACGUCAAACCGAUCAAGAAGGUGGUAAUCAUGGAGCAACCGGGGCAUGCCAUGAUCCAAAAGGAAACGGAGGCUGUGACGAAAGCUGUGACGAAAGUCGUACGGAACGGUAACAAGUUCACGGACGGUCUGGAUUUGAACAAGAUCAACGAUUGGGCGGCCGAACUGAGGCCCAGCAUGCGAAAACUAAGGCAGGCCAUGGACGGUUUGUUGAAGACCGCGCGCCUGACGCAUUCGGUGUUUAGGGUGCAAGAAGACCCCAAGGCUGCGCAGCGGGUUUUGAAUGUGCAGUACAGGAGGGACGUGUGUUUUUCUCAAGCACUAACAUCGCUGGUAAGCGGUCUGAUGACGCGCCUGUGGUGCCACAAGGCGGACCCCGCCUUUGUAACCCUCCUAUCGACUCUAGGCCCGCUAGCCAGCUUCGAAGGCUUACUCAGCUACUACGGCAACGAAAUAGACAUGUGGGGCGACAUGUCCGUAGCCGUGGAAGACCUCCGAACGGUCCUCUUCACCCUCGCCAGGUGCCCGGCGGACCCGCAACCCGCCCCGAAGGUCACCGGAAGCCGGAACUCCCUCGCGGUGAGCCUUCCGGUGCCGGACGCGCUCUACCGGCUGAUCCCCGCCCGGCAGACGGUGUCGUUCCGCGUGACGCCGGUGUUCUUCAACGUGGGCAUCAACGAGAUGGCAACCGUGGCGGAGGAGACGGGCUGCACCAGGCCGCAGGAGCGCUCCAACGUGGACAACUUCGAGCGGCUGAACGAGUACUACCUGCGGUACAGGAAGUUGAGCAUGCCGGACGUUUGGCAGAGCAACGGGAGGACCGCGGCCUGCUCCGCGCAGCUGAAGCCUCUGGGGGAUUUGGUCGGGGAUCUCAGGGCUUCGGUGAACAGCGGGAGGGCCAAGAACGUGGAGAUUCUGCACUUGGCGGCCAUAAUAUGCAGACAAAUGAGAGGUUUAAGAUAUACGAGCUGUAAAAGUGCCAAGGACAGAACCGGAAUGUCAAUUACGUUAGAAGAGUGCCAAAUAUUAGCCGACGAGUACCACUUAGCCGAGCACGAGUUUCAGAAGGCCUUAGAUUGCCUAAGAAGCGAGGGGUCUCGAAGGGAAAACACCUUAAAAAACAUAAACGUGCGCAAAUACGCUUUUAACUCCCGACAGUUGCAUUCGUUACCUAAAAAAUAUCGACCUCCACCUGGUACCUACGGAUCCGCACAGACUUAG
Messenger RNA from Brassicogethes aeneus, 3789 nucleotides. NCBI's taxonomy places the organism in Eukaryota, Metazoa, Arthropoda, Insecta, Coleoptera, Nitidulidae. The record is from the annotation of a GenBank genome assembly.